AUGAAUUUCACGAUAUUUGGUGCAGCCAAACAGAAUGGGAGUGCCACAGAUCAGGACUUCAGUUCUUUCAUAAUUGCUGGAGCAUCUGGUUCUACUGUUGGUAGUCCUGAACUGAGGGAAAAAGCUGCAAAGAUUAUACAUUCCUUGUUACACGGUGCCAUGAUUUUGUGCUUUGAAAUUUUUGUUCAGAUUGAGACGGAGAAACUCCUAGCGCAGUUGGUAGAGAAUGAGAUGAACAAGAGAUUGAAAGAAGGUACUUACAAAGGAAAGAAAUUCAAUGCUAUCUGCCACUUCUUUGGUUAUCAGGCCCGGGGUUCUUUACCAUUGAAGUUUGACUGUGAAUAUGCCUAUGUUCUUGGGCACAUCUGCUAUCACAUUCUAGCUGCUGGUUUGAAUGGAUACAUGGCAACUGUGACCAACCUGAAAAAUCCCGUGAACAAGUGGCGAUGUGGUGCUGCUCCAAUUAUACAAAGCAACAUGUUGUCUUCUUAA
Magnolia sinica is the source of this 492-nucleotide messenger RNA. Its product is annotated as pyrophosphate--fructose 6-phosphate 1-phosphotransferase subunit alpha-like. The transcript is spliced from 5 exons. Gene Ontology annotation, biological process: response to glucose; photosynthesis; glycolytic process. The record is from RefSeq and is a predicted model, not a curated record. Gene Ontology annotation, cellular component: cytosol. The coding region runs from base 1 to 492 and encodes 163 amino acids. Gene Ontology annotation, molecular function: diphosphate-fructose-6-phosphate 1-phosphotransferase activity; 6-phosphofructokinase activity. Lineage: Eukaryota; Viridiplantae; Streptophyta; Magnoliopsida; Magnoliales; Magnoliaceae.